AUGAGCACCUCCUCUCUUGCGACAAAGCAGCAGUCGCUGAAAUUCUUCGAGAAGACCAAGUCUAAGCCUGCCAACAAGAUCUGUUUCGACUGCGGUCAAAAGAACCCUACAUGGACAUCGGUCCCCUUUGGCAUCUACCUCUGCCUUGACUGCUCCUCCAACCACCGAAACCUUGGUGUGCACAUCUCGUUCGUGCGAUCGACAAACCUCGACCAGUGGCAAUGGGAUCAGCUACGAGUGAUGAAGGUUGGUGGUAAUGAGUCUGCCACCAAGUUCUUCCAGCAAAACGGCGGUACUGCCGCGCUCAACAGCAAGGACCCCAAGACAAAGUACCAAUCCAACGCUGCCACAAAGUAUAAAGAUGAACUCAAGCGUCGCGCUGCACGAGAUGCCCAAGAUUACCCUGGCGAGGUUGUGAUUACCGACGGUGCUGACGACGCCUCUGCUACCCCUGCUGGCGAGCCCGACGACGACUUCUUCUCUUCCUGGGACAAGCCUGCUAUCAAGAGGCCUACACCUCCCGUUUCUCGCACUGGAACUCCUCCUGUUGUCGGCCGCACGCCCUCUCCCUUCUUGAACUCGGGUAACGGCAAGGACAUCGCUCGCACAGCGUCACCCCUUUCACGAAGCUCUACUGGCGAGAACAAGCCUGCCACAAGCCGAAUUACUUCAUCCGCCAACCUACGCAAGUCGACCACUUCCACCGGCCCCCGCAAGGCCAAUGUCCUCGGUGCCAAGAAAACCACCAAGCUGGGCGCGAAGAAGGUCACCAGCGAUGUGAUUGACUUUGACGAGGCGGAAAGGAAGGCAAAGGAGGAGGCUGACCGAAUUGCCAAGCUUGGCUACGACCCCGAUGCCGAGGAGGAUCCCGCGACCAAGAACGCUUCUGGCUCAGCUGCCUCCAUUAUCUCUCCUACCCCCGUGAGCCCCAGCCGUGGUAACUCCUCGUCGCAUACGCGCCAGAAGUCAGAUGCCGAAGUUGAACGAUUGGGUAUGGGUAUGGGCCGACUGGGUUUCGGACAGAUUGGUGGCCCCAAGGCUGCUGCCGCUGCCGCACCCAAGAGAAACGCCGGAGGCUUUGGCUCCGUUGGACCUGUCAGAGCUGCUGAUGUUGACGAUUCUGAGCGAUAUGCCCGUAACAAGUUUGGCAUGCAGAAGGGUAUCUCAUCCGACGAGUUUUUCGGCAAGGGCGCUUUCGACCCCAACUCUCAGGCCGAGGCCAAGACCCGACUCCAAGGUUUCGAGGGCGCCAGCGCCAUCUCUUCAAACGCCUACUUCGGACGACCAGAGGACGAGCCCGAGGAGGAUUACGGCGACCUUGAGUCAGCUGCUAAGGACUUCGUGCGCAAGUUUGGCAUCACAGCUGGCGACGAUCUUGAGAACCUGACGCAAAUGGCUGGUGAGGUGUCUGGCCGACUCCAGGGAGCUAUCCGAUCAUACCUUGGAAACUGA
This is a messenger RNA of Fusarium sp. VM40, 1452 nucleotides long. The record is from the annotation of a GenBank genome assembly. NCBI's taxonomy places the organism in Eukaryota, Fungi, Ascomycota, Sordariomycetes, Hypocreales, Nectriaceae.